AUGGCCCCCAAGAAGGACUUACCCGUGAAGAAGCCCAUCGGCCCUCCCGCCCCCAAGCCCCCUCCCAAGCCUGCUCCCAAGACGGCCCCCAAGCCCACGGCAGGAACCUUGGCCAAGGUCCGGGAACUGGCCGCCCACCCACCCACCGUCCCCCCUAAGGCCCAGGGGUCUCCUCUCCAGCACUCCCAGAUGGUGGUACAGUUUAACAAGGACCAGCUGGAGGAGUUCAAGGAGGCCUUCCAGCUGUUCGACCGGACCGGGGACGGGAAGAUCCUGUACAGCCAGUGUGGGGACGUGAUGCGGGCCCUGGGCCAGAACCCCACCAACGCGGAGGUGCUGAAGGUCCUGGGUAACCCCAAGAGGAAUGAGAUGAACGUGAAGGUGUUGGACUUCGAGCACUUCCUGCCCAUGCUGCUGACCGUGGCCAGGAACAAAGACCAAGGCACCUACGAGGACUACGUGGAAGGGCUGCGGGUGUUCGACAAGGAGGGCAACGGCACCGUCAUGGGCGCCGAGAUCCGCCAUGUCCUCACCACGUUGGGGGAGAGGAUGACGGAGGAGGAAGUGGAGACCCUCCUGGGAGGCCAUGAAGAUGCUAGCGGCUGUAUCAACUAUGAAGCUUUCGUGAAGCACAUCAUGGCAGCCUGAGUGACUCCGGGUUAGGGGCUGGAGGCUUGAGGUCCCCCAGGCCCUCCGCUUCCCCAAAUGGACCCCCUACCCUCACCCCACAACCCCCUACUGCUGAUUUUCCAAGUCUCCAUGCUGUUUCCCCCUACGCCCACAGCUUCCUGCAUCCUCGCCCCCCACUCCCUCCAUCCCUCACUCCCUGUGGUUCAGCCCUUGCAGCUGUUUGGAGAACAGCCUCCCCCUUUUAGACUGUGAGCCCACUGUUGGGUAGGGACCGUCUCUAUAUGUUACCAACUUGUACUUUCCAA
Molecule: messenger RNA, 935 nt
Organism: Tachyglossus aculeatus (Australian echidna)
Lineage: Eukaryota; Metazoa; Chordata; Mammalia; Monotremata; Tachyglossidae
Product: myosin light polypeptide 6-like
Exons: 6
Coding region: 1-648 (215 amino acids)
Cellular component (GO): myosin II complex
Molecular function (GO): calcium ion binding; structural constituent of muscle
Source: RefSeq, a predicted model, not a curated record